This is a messenger RNA of Prorocentrum cordatum, 788 nucleotides long. The record is from the annotation of a GenBank genome assembly. Lineage: Eukaryota; Dinophyceae; Prorocentrales; Prorocentraceae.
CGCCGAGACGAGCGAUGGCAGAGCCAGUGGUCACCCUCGGCGGCGCGAACAAAGUGAUGAGGUGGCGUUGGAUGGCGGAUUGGCGCUGCUUCGUGCCAGUCUGGUUCCCAGUGGCGGGAGAGGGCAAGUGCCCGCUCAACCCGCUCCCAAAGCAGAUCAAGCAGGAGUUGGUCGAGUCGUUCUCCCACCUGCGCAGCGCCUUCACCGACGACGAGGCCCAAACAGCCAUCAAGCUGUUCGCGACCAAGCGCGGUGAGCGGCAGUGGCUCUACAACGAGGACCCAGACAUCGGCGAUGAGUUCCCUGAUAACGGCUGGGUCGUCAACAAGAAGACGGCGAUCGCCGUCGUCGUGGACUGGCCGACGGGCCCGCUCACGUGCGAUCAGAAAGGCGGCGACGGCGACAAGCAGGGCCACGACCCCGCCACCGACAGCAACACGCAGAAGGGCAACGGCUCCGCCAACGAUUGGUACGACGAUCAGUAUGGCUACAAGAAGCAAUACGACGACUACAAGAAGCAGUACGACAGCGAGUACAAGGAGCGCUUGGACGACCUUGAGAGCGCGGGGAAGACGAGCGCAGGAGGGCUUCACCCAGGGUUACGGCUCGUUGUCACCAAGAAGGCGUUCAAGACGAUUUCAUCGAAGAUGAUCGAGGAUGCAGUGGAGAAGGCGUACAAGGCGGGUUUCAGGUCGGCCAUCAAGAUUGCCCAGGACCAGCAGCUGAACGAGAGCUCACGUGAGUCUGGCAACUCGAGCACCUCGUGGCUCCACGCGAGCGCCAGCUGA